Messenger RNA from Chelonoidis abingdonii (Abingdon island giant tortoise), 4096 nucleotides. NCBI's taxonomy places the organism in Eukaryota, Metazoa, Chordata, Testudines, Testudinidae. The record is from RefSeq and is a predicted model, not a curated record.
CACAUAAAAAAGUGAAACACAGCCACAAUAUAUUAGUGCAUCAUUAUAGCUUAAUACAGUCUAGAGAGUAUGAUUUUCAAAAAGCUGGAGGCAAAUGUACAUAUUUACUAUUUGUGCGUGUGAUAGCUAGUAAGACUCACAGCUAGCGCUUGGCACGUGCAGAUACCCAAAGUGCAAGUGAAACCUCAGUAACUACCUAUGCAUUCUUGCUAAUAGCUUUGCAAAUUAGACCCACUGCAUUUUAAAAUAAUGUCACACUUUAUAUGAGUAGGAAUGGCAUCUGCAGAGGCACCAGCGAGGGGAAUAGUUAUAAGGGCCAAGAGCUGUCAUGCUUCAAGGCAUUACCUGAGCACCUGAAUUCUCCCCGGCAACGAUACAGUAUCAGAUGUUAGGUACAUUAUGGCCAAUAGGGUUUUGCACCUCCUAUGGUUAGAGACAGGAUAUCAGACUAGAUGGGCUAUUGGUCCAUUCUUGUCUGCUAGCAUUUAUGUCCCACAAGCUUGAGCAUCCAUCUGUAGUGGCAAGCACAGGGUGCUGUGUACAGGCUUCAGACUUGCUUCUCUGCAUCUCUCUCAAGCAUGGCAAUCCAAACAACUCAGCCAGCUUUCCUUGCUCAGACAACUGAACCAUCUCCCUGCUGUGGGUGCUUGAGCCAGUUUAAUCUCAGGAUGGACUAGACCAGCAUUUGCCAUAUUUCUUAAUCUCUUCUUUACAGCAGACCCACAACAGAAAGGCUGCAGCUGCCGUCCAGGCAGUUCUGAUGUGUCCGUCACUUUAGCAUCAAGGCUCUGUUAUAACUAGCAUUCAGUGAAUUCUGUCUGACCUGGGAGCCAGACUCUCCAGCUUCCCUUUCUUAUAGCUAGUGAUCACUGCCAAGCAGGAGAGCAUUACCGGACCCUUCUAUUAUUCCAUUAUGGUGGGGAACCAGUGAGAGAAAAAUCCUGCAAAGUGCCAUACAUGAGGGAAGAUUUAGACCCACCCUGGUCUCUGAGGGAGGCAAUGGCUUUCCACUGACAAUGUUCUCCAUGUUCCUCUGGCUCAAUGGAUCUCUCUGCCAUAAGGGUAAAAGCUUAUCUGUGCAGGAGACAGAACUUUCUCAGGAGCUGGUCCAAGACUAUGAAAUUAACUCCCUCAGGAACUAAGAUCCAUAACAAGUCACACCACCUUCCACUCCAACUGCAAGGUGCAUUUCUUUCACCUGCCUUCUCUAACAAAUGUAUAGCAACAUGUAUAGUUAUUUAAAAAAAAAAAACUGCUAAAGCAAGACACCAAUGCAUACACUUCUCCCUGUGGAGAGAGGAUGAGAGACCAACCAACAUAUGGCAGACGUUAAUCAUGUUGCUUAAUGCACAAUUGGAGGGCACUCAGAUACUAUGCUGAUGAGCAUGGUACAAGAACGUAUAUAGUACUGUUUAGUGAUGCUCCCUACCAGCUAGUCAGGAUGGAGAAGCUGUCUCCAAUGUUCUUUGGGUCUCACCCUAACCCACCAUCCCUCAAAAUGCUCAUAUUGACAAGGGACAGUAAGAGGACAUUCAGAUGGCUGCUAAUGGUCUGCAGCAGCUUCCAGAGUCUGCUCUCCCACAACAAAGGUGAGUAACUUUCUCCCUAAACAGCAGCCAAUUAACAUCUUUCGUGUAGUUCAAGCCAGAACAGUUGGAUGCAGCUCAGAAGAGAUGGCACCAUAUGCGGUGCACUGUGCAAAAGGGGAUCUGGGUUAAACGGUAAAUCUCUGCCCCAGCACAUACCUAGUCUAGUACAAACUGCUGGGAGGAGGAAGGUGAUGCAAUGCUCCAAUGUGAGGCUGGUGAGAGAAAUCAGACACUGGCAUAGGCUGAAAUCAGACUGUGACCUUCACUGGUUUAGCACUUGGACAUGAAAGAGCCUGCUGGGUUUAAUGAUUCACUCCAGUAUCUAUCACAGAGCUGAUACAAUGGCUGCAAUCAGGCUUCUCCUCUCACUCCUUGUUGGCCUAUGUGCUUAUUAUUUCUACAGCCAGGAAACCCUAUCUGCAGGUAAGCAAAGCAGGACAGGCCCCCAGGGAAUUCACACCCCAGGCACAGAAGAGGGCUAGGGCUGACUCCCUGUUACAGAUCAGAUCCUUUACUGAUUGCCAAAAAAUGAGCUGAAUCAGGACGGAGGUUAGUCCCCUUUUGUGGCACUCUCACAGCUCAAUGCGAAGGGAAAAGAUGACCCCCAUUUGGUGACUACUGACAGCAUCCAAAGCAAUUGAAAAAUCCUUUCUAAAACUAAGCUAGAUCUAUGACAAUGAUCUAUUUAAGAGGCAUAUAAAAAGUUGGAGCUGAAAAACAAGAGGUGAACAAAGAGAAGGGCAAGUGUAAAAGGGGGUAAUGAAGCAGGGAGCGUGUGGCUCAGUCUCCACUGUAAGGGGAACCACUCCAAUGAGUUUAGCAAAUGCAAAAUGGUGACAGGAAAUGAGCCCCAACGAUGCCCUAAGAGAAGCCAGAUACUUCACUACAGACAUGUUAUCACAAUGGAAGCUUGUGGCUGCAGCAGAAGAUUUCCUCCAGGUGGUGACAAAGGAGGAAUGCUGGUUCUGAGUAGCAAGGAAAGACCAGGACUUGGGAGAACCUUGUUUCAGAGGCUGGGGAACCUGAAUAUCAGGAAAGGGAGAAAAUACCUCUUUUUAAAAGGAGCCACUGAGAGAACCAACUUUCUGGUGCUUGCCAUGGGCUCCCUCUGGGGACUGGGAACUAUCACAGGGGCGAUGUGUUUGGGGAACAUGCUUUCCAUAAUAGCAGGCAAGACCACGUUUGCAGAGAGAUGCAUUAGCCUGUGGAAUAGCCUUCCAAGGGCAAUAGUGUAAGUCCCAUCGCUUGGGACAUUUAAAGCGAGCCUGGACGUACUAUAUCCUGUAGUGGCAGGGAGAGGGAUGGGGUGACCUAAUAGGUCCUUUCCCUCCCUAACUUGUCCAAUUACACAUAAACCCAUAUCACAAAUGGUCUCUGCUCCAACAGGUCAGGCUGAUCAAAGUCGUAACUACUCCCCAGUUGUAUAAUUUAGUGCCAGUACUCGGCACUUUACAAACAAAUACUCUCAGUACUCCUGGAGUAUCACUAUCUCCAUUUUACAGAUGAAGAGAUAGACCCUCUUUGAUGGUACAUAUUGUUGGGAUUGAGAGAAUCAGUGUUGGAGUCCUGGGGCUCCCCGAUGCCCAGGAUCUUAGGGAAGCAGUGGGGCAAAUUCCUGCUAACAGCCUUUUAAACCUCCAGAAAUGGUGCGAGGGAAGCGUGUGCUGGUCACUGGUUCGAGCACUGGGUUUGGGGAACAAAUAGCCUAUGAGUUUGCACGAAUGGGAGCGCACCUGCUCCUCACUGCCAGGAGGGAGAAGCAGCUCAAGGAGGUGGCACAGAAGUGUCUGGAACUGGGGGCAAGUUCUGCCAGGCAUGUGGUGUCCUACAUGAACAACUUGACUUCAGCCCAGAAUGUCAUUGAAGAAGCCAGAAACAAACUGGGGGGUCUCGACUACCUGGUUUUGAACCAUGUUGGGGGAAGUGGCCAGUUUGGCCCAUUCCAAGGAGACAUGGCAGCAGUGACCAGUUCCAUGACUGUCAACUUCUUGAGCUACGUCCAGCUGACAGUUUCUGCAAUGACCAUGCUGCAGGAGUCUCAGGGCAGCAUCACUGUCAUAUCAUCCCUGAGUGGUCGGAUAGGAACCCCAUUCAGCCUCUCAUACAGUGCAGCCAAGUUUGCUCUGGAAGGAUUCUACAGCUCGCUACGCAGGGAGCUGCGCCUUCGGGAGAUCAGUCUCUCAGUCACAGUUGCUGUGCUGGGAUAUAUUGACACAGACAAUGCUUUGAAAAUCAUUGGUGAUAAAAUCACCAUGCAGGCAAAUCCCAAAGAGGAGUGUGCACGGGAAGUGGUGCGGGCUGGUGUGCUGCGACAUCGAGAGGUCGUAUAUCCUUACUGGAGCCUAAAGCCUCUGCUGCUGCUAAAGGAAUGGAUGCCAGGCCUGAUGGAAAGGAUGCUGGACAAAUUCCUUGUCCUGGAAAAUAUCCUCUGAGCCUCAGGGCAGUUCAGUUUCACAUUGAAGCACAAUAAAAGGAAAACCCUGCACAAACAGAGGGGGCAACUGAGA